AUGUCCAAGAAUGGAUAUUUUUUUCAAGAAAUGGAGCAGCGGGAGGUGGAGCAAGAGGAAGGCAGCGAGGGCCGAGAAGAAGGACAGGACUCUCCCAUUGCCAGCGGUGAUGACAUCCACCUGUACGAGAACCAGAUCAGCCCUGGUCCAGAUGCUGAUGACUCUGGGUGUGUGUUACUCAACACAUCACGAAGGUAUGUGAAGCUAAUGAACUUUGAAGAGGAGGUGCGGGCGCACAGAGACCUGGACGGGUUCCUGGCUCGAGCAAGUAUAAUCCUGGAUGAGACCGCUGCAUCCCUGGACGACGUGUUGAAAAGGAUGCUGCAUCAUGUGGCCCAGGACAGCCACGCACCUGAGCCUGCCUGCAACUUUGAGGAGGUGAUGAGCUUGUUGUUCACUGACGCCGGAGCCCAGGAGGUGAACGACAACUCUCAAAGUUUCGUUUUCUUUGAUGACGUUCACCUUCUGUCAGAGACCAUCCAGGGAGUGACGGCCACAGCUACGGGAGUCCGAUACCAGCAGUCCUGGCUCUGCAUCCUAUGUAACGUCAAGAGUCUGCAGCGACGUCACGUGUGCAUCUCGCGCCUCGAGCGGCCUCAGAACUGGGGGGAAAACUGUUGUGAAGUCCGCUAUGUCAUCUUGGUGCUGGCCCCACUCAAAAUGAAAAGCACGAAGACUGCAAUGGAGCUAGGCAGGACGUUCGCCACUCUGUUCUCAGACAUUUCGUUCAGGCAGAAGCUUUUAGAGACCAAGACGCAGGAGGAGUUCAAGGAAGCACUGGUGUUUCAGAGGCAGCAACUGACAGCAACCAACACUCUGCCCAUUCCUCUGGGCAUGGAGGAGACGGACCCCCGCAGCCUGAAGCCACUCAAGUGUAAAGAUUUCUUCAAAGCUGGCCGUGGGAUUUACGAAGACUUCUGCCGGAGACUGCCUUUCUACAUGUCAGACUUCACAGAUGGUAUUGUUGGCAGUAAUAAAACGCUGCUCAAGUACAUGACGACGGCCAUCUUUCUCUACAUUGCCAUCCUCCUCCCUGCCAUCGCGUUUGGCUCACUCAAUGACGAGAGUACGCGAGGAGAGAUAGAUGUUCGUAAAACCAUCAUUGGGCAAAGCAUCGGAGGGGUCAUUUACUCACUGUUUGCAGGUUCUCCUCUGGUCAUUCCACUGACCACUGCCCCUCUAGCCAUCUUCAUCAGCGUCAUUCGAGGUAUAUGUGAUGACUACAAUCUGGACUUCCCAGCAUUUUAUGCUUGCAUCGGCCUCUGGAACUGUUUAUUUCUCAUACUGGGAGGCAUCUUCAACCUCAGUCUACUAAUGAAGCUCUUUAAAAGGUCAACUGAAGAGGUCAUAGCACUGUUCAUUUCAAUUGCAUUUGUUGUUGAUGCAGUCAAAGGCACAGUUAAAAUUUUUCAGAGAUACUACCACCCUCCAACACUAUCGAACAGAAGUGUAGAUUUGCACCGGAGCGUGGAUGCGUUAGUGGCGAACAGGAGCAGUGUAGCAGCCGGCUUCGCCUUGAACGCUUUCCCCGAAUCCAUCAUUCACUGCAGUCGUGAGCGGCCAUUGCUGUGUAUGCUGCUGAUGCUGGGCACUUUAUGGAUGGGCUACACCCUGUACCAAUUCAAACGCAGUCCGUUCCUGCAUGCCAAAGUGAGGGAGGUACUCUCGGACUGCGCCCUGCCCAUCUCCGUGCUCAUGUUCUCCUUCAUCGGCUCCUACAUCUUCAGCGACAUUGAGCUUCCAGUGUUUAAAGUUCACAACCGGCCCAUCUUCAACGUGGCUCCUUUUGAACGUCUGUCGGCUCUCAACGUGGUCAGUGCCAUGGGACUUGGCUUUCUGUUGGCUCUGCUCAUCUUUAUCGACCAGAACAUUGUUGUGUCGCUGACAAAUGCACCGGAAAACAGGCUGCUGAAGGGCACAGCCUACCACUGGGACCUAAUGCUCUCUGGCCUCAUUAACAUCUUGAUGUCGGUGAUGGGGUUGCCGUGGAUGCAUGCGGCUUUUCCUCAUUCCACGCUCCACGUGCGGCAGCUUGCUUUUGUGGAGCAGCGCGUGGAAGGUGGCCACCUCUAUGAAACUAUUGUCCAGGUGAAGGAGACCCGGUUGACGUCUCUUGCUGCAAACAUCUUUAUCGGUGUGUCAGUGCUGCUGCUGCCCAUGCCGUUGCAAUACAUCCCAAAACCCGUCCUGUACGGCCUCUUCCUCUACAUCGCACUCACCUCCAUCGAUGGCAACCAGAUGUGCGACCGCAUGGCCCUUCUGCUAAAGGAGCAGACAUCGUACCCUCCCACCCACUACAUCCGCAAAGUGCCCCAGAGGAAGAUCCACUACUUCACCUUCCUGCAGAUGAUGCAGCUGCUGGUGCUGUGCACGUUUGGCAUGUACCCCAUCCCGUACAUGAAAAUGAUCUUUCCUCUGGUCAUGAUCUUUCUAAUCCCAAUGAGGAACAAUGUUCUUCCUCAUAUCAUUGAGGCCAAAUACUUGGACAUAAUGGAUGCUCAGCAUAUGUAG
Molecule: messenger RNA, 2511 nt
Organism: Knipowitschia caucasica
Lineage: Eukaryota; Metazoa; Chordata; Actinopteri; Gobiiformes; Gobiidae
Source: the annotation of a GenBank genome assembly